AUAAAUGAAAUUUCAUCACUCCAAAAUAAAACCUUUGGGUUCAAAACUGCAACCCUAGAAGCAUCAGAAUAAGAUUAGCACGCCACGACGAACUCAUCGACGCCGUCGGCUUCUUGGCUGGUCUUGUCUCCUUGUGCCGCCGAGGCACAAUCUCUGGUUUAGUGUUGGUGCAACAACAACACCAAUAACAACGGGUAUACACUCGCCGGCGCCUCCCUCUCUCUCAAAUUUUCGCCGGUGUCUGUCUGACUCUGAGUGGUCUCCUACCUCGCAGAGGCAACAAUGGCGAGUUGAAACUUGAAAGUUCUCUUUCAGCUUACUCGCCCUCGUUGUUUUUUUUUUUUUUUUUUUUUUUUUUGUCUUUCUCCAUCGGCUAGCUUCUUUAAUCUCUUUAUGUAUUCGUCAGAAAAUCUGGUUUGCAACUUCAAUGGCGGUUUCAUUUCUUCACUGUCAGCAGCCUGUGAGACCGGUUUCUAGAUCUUGUGUUUCUUUUUCAAGGCGUGAGUAUGGGGAAAAUAACCGUAAGAGAAGUACUUUUGUUGUCUUUGCUUCUACUGACAAGGUUCAAGGACUUAUAGAAAGUAUAAAAUGGGAUGAUAAAGGAUUAGCAGUGGCGGUAGCUCAAAAUGUUGACACUGGAGCCAUAUUAAUGCAAGGGUUUGUGAACAGGGAUGCAUUGGUUGCCACCCUUUCCUCUCGAAAGGCGACAUUUUACAGCAGGUCACGGUCAAAAUUGUGGACAAAGGGAGAGACCUCAAAUAAUUUCAUUAAUGUUUUUGACAUCUUCCUUGAUUGUGAUCGAGACUCAAUAAUAUACCUGGGAAAGCCUGAUGGACCUACCUGUCAUACUGGGUCAGAAACUUGCUAUUUCACAUCAGUUUUUGAUUUGUUAGAACAUUCAGAGUCAGGAAGGAAUAAAUUAGCGUUGACCUCAUUGUACUCACUGGAGUCUACAAUAGCCCAGCGCAAAGCAGAAGUAGAAGCAUCACAGGAUGGAAAACCGUCAUGGACUAAAAAGUUAUUACGAAAUAGUAACUUGCUGUGCUCAAAAAUCAAGGAAGAGGCAGAUGAAUUAUGCCGAACACUGGAGGAGGAGGAGGAUAAGGCACGUGCUGCCUCGGAGAUGGCAGAUGUGCUUUAUCAUUCCAUGGUUCUUCUCGCUCUUAAAGGUGUAAAAAUGGAAGAUGUCUUCCAAGUUCUUCGAAAAAGAUUCUCUCAGUCAGGAAUAGACGAAAAAAAAAAUCGCCCAGCACAAGUUUAGGUGGGCAGUUGUUGAUAAUGUAAAUGGGGUGGGGAAUAUCCGAGUAUUGUGUCCCCUGACCCCUACUUCUACCUCUUAAGUGUUUAACCGACCCACCUCGAGUUAUAGAAAUCAGGGGUUCCCUUAGCUCCCCCGUUUGGUACAUACUAACCGAACUUAAAACCACCCGGACAAGAAAAUUUUUUCCUUUUUCUAUUGGUACCUGUACGAGCUGGAAUGAGUUGGAUCCUCAUGACUAUUGUACCCAUCAAACUAGAAUCUUACCAAGGUGGAUUUUUUUUUUUUUUCUUUCCCCCCGGUUCUUUUGUUAAGUAUCCAUUUCCUAUUAUGUCAGAACUUUUAUUUUUUGUCUGUAAAUAUGUGUGAUUUAAUGAGAAUAUUUUAGCAUUUGGUUCAUGAAA
This is a messenger RNA of Ziziphus jujuba (common jujube), 1662 nucleotides long. RefSeq names its product histidine biosynthesis bifunctional protein hisIE, chloroplastic. The record is from RefSeq and is a predicted model, not a curated record. The transcript has 7 exons. Lineage: Eukaryota; Viridiplantae; Streptophyta; Magnoliopsida; Rosales; Rhamnaceae. Gene Ontology annotation, biological process: L-histidine biosynthetic process. Gene Ontology annotation, molecular function: phosphoribosyl-ATP diphosphatase activity; phosphoribosyl-AMP cyclohydrolase activity. The coding region runs from base 428 to 1261 and encodes 277 amino acids.